AAAGCUUUAAGUUCUACAAGGAAGAAGAUAAAGUCUGCUUUGCUCUGAUGGUACCACAAACCUUUGGUUCAGUGUUGGGUGACAUUCUAAAAUAAUCACAAUCAUAUUGACCAGUUGCAUGAGGAGGAUAAAGGCCCUCAAAAUCAGGGCAAAGGAGGAACAAUGGAAGAAAUGGGAGAUACAGAUCUGGAAUAAGACCUUGGGUAGGUAGACCUGAUAGAAGUCAGGUAUCCGAAAAGUUAGAGGUCUAGGAGAGAUCAGACCUGUUUCUUCUCUGAAGCUCCACUGGGUAGAUCUCGGGGGUCCUAAGAGUGGAAGUUCAGACACUUCUAACUGGUCAGCGCUGCCGGUUCCAAGGAAUGCAGUGCUCUGGCAAUAGUCUUUUAAGAGUCUUCCUGCCUCUUGGCGACUUGGCAGAUUGGUGGUGGUUAACAGCUAAGGUUUAUUGAGCAUCUACUGUGUGCCAGGACUGUGCUGAGGGCUUAUCUACACUGUAUGAUUUCAUUAUGUCUGCACCCUUUGAUGUGAAUACGGUUGUGUCCUAUCCCUGUCUUAUAGAUGAGGCAACUGUGUAUAGGUUAGGUACGUCGCCCAAGGACACAGAAUUUGUAGGAGGUGGAACUGUGAUUUGAACCUGUUCUAACAAAUUCUAAGCUGGUGCCUUUUCGGCAUCAAGGGGAUUCCACCGUGCUAUUUAGGGGGGUCUGGGCCAGAGGCGCUUGAGGUUCAUUUUACUAGAAGGUUCUGUGACUAGGGAAAAGGAUGCCUUCUUCCCAUAGAGGCAGUGAAGAGGAUAGGUAGCCCAGGGGCCCAGCUGAGGGGCGCUGCUAGAAUGCCAAGGGAUAGAAACCUGAAGGAGAAGGCAGGGUUGUCAGUGUGCGUCACCCCACAGGUCGGCCAACAACCGCUGUUCUGUGAAGACCCCUAGGCCCGUGGGGAUAGAUGCAGAGCGGUCAGGGAGCGUCGCCGUCGCCGGGUUCUGCGGCGUAGCCAGAGGACGGAACAGCGCGCCGGUCCCUGGCCGGGCGCGAGCUGGGGGCGGCACCGGGGCGGCGCCGACUGAGAGGCGCGCACUCAGGCGGCUGCGGCAGUUGCGCGCUUGGGAUUGUUGCCGUACGGUUGGGCCGAAUUCAGCCAUAUAAUUAAAAUGACAACCUCCUGGAGUGAUCGCUUACAGAAUGUAGCAGAUAUGCCAGCUAACAUGGAUAAGCAUGCCCUGAAAAAAUAUCGUCGUGAAGCCUAUCAUCGGGUAUUUGUGAACCGAAGUUUAGCCAUGGAGAAAAUAAAGUGUUUUGGUUUUGAUAUGGAUUAUACCCUUGCUGUUUACAAGUCCCCGGAGUAUGAGUCUCUUGGCUUUGAGCUUACCGUGGAAAGAUUAGUUUCUAUUGGCUAUCCCCAGGAGCUGCUCAGUUUUGCUUAUGAUUCUACAUUCCCUACCAGGGGACUUGUCUUUGAUACACUAUAUGGAAAUCUUUUGAAAGUCGAUGCCUAUGGAAACCUCUUGGUCUGUGCACAUGGAUUUAACUUCAUAAGGGGUUCUCAGAUAGCUGCUCAGAAGAGACCAGAAACUAGAGAGCAGUAUCCAAAUAAAUUUAUCCAACGAGAUGACACUGAAAGAUUUUACAUUCUGAACACAUUAUUCAACCUACCAGAGACCUACCUGUUGGCCUGCCUAGUAGAUUUUUUUACUAAUUGUCCCAGAUAUACCAGCUGUGAAACAGGAUUUAAAGACGGAGAUCUCUUCAUGUCCUACCGGAGUAUGUUCCAGGAUGUAAGAGAUGCUGUUGAUUGGGUUCAUUAUAAGGGCUCCCUUAAGGAAAAGACAGUUGAAAAUCUUGAGAAGUAUGUAGUCAAAGAUGGAAAACUGCCUUUGCUUCUGAGCCGGAUGAAGGAAGUAGGGAAAGUAUUUCUUGCCACCAACAGUGACUAUAAGUAUACAGACAAAAUCAUGACUUACCUGUUUGAUUUCCCACAUGGCCCCAAGCCUGGUAGCUCCCACCGACCAUGGCAAUCCUACUUUGACCUGAUCUUGGUGGAUGCACGGAAACCGCUCUUUUUUGGAGAGGGCACAGUACUGCGUCAGGUGGAUACUAAAACUGGCAAGCUAAAAAUUGGUACCUAUACAGGACCCCUACAGUAUGGCAUCGUCUACUCAGGAGGUUCUUCUGAUACGAUCUGUGAUCUGUUGGGAGCCAAGGGAAAAGAUAUUUUAUAUAUUGGAGAUCACAUUUUUGGGGACAUUUUAAAAUCAAAGAAACGGCAAGGGUGGCGAACUUUCUUGGUGAUUCCUGAACUUGCACAGGAGCUGCAUGUCUGGACUGACAAGAGUUCACUUUUUGAAGAGCUUCAGAGCUUGGAUAUUUUUUUGGCUGAACUCUACAAGCACCUUGACAGCAGUAGCAAUGAGCGCCCAGACAUUAGUUCCAUUCAGAAGCGGAUUAAGAAAGUAACUCAUGACAUGGACAUGUGCUAUGGGAUGAUGGGAAGCCUGUUUCGCAGUGGCUCCCGGCAGACUCUCUUUGCCAGUCAAGUAAUGCGUUAUGCUGACCUGUACGCAGCAUCUUUCAUCAACCUGCUGUAUUACCCCUUCAGCUACCUCUUCAGAGCUGCUCAUGUCUUGAUGCCUCACGAGUCAACGGUGGAGCAUACCCACGUGGAUAUCAAUGAGAUGGAAUCUCCCCUGGCCACCCGGAACCGCACAUCAGUAGAUUUCAAAGAUACCGACUACAAGCGGCACCAGCUAACACGGUCGAUUAGUGAGAUUAAACCCCCCAAUCUCUUCCCACUGGUCCCCCAGGAGAUUACACACUGCCAUGAUGAAGAUGAUGAUGAAGAGGAGGAAGAAUAAAGAGGAAAAUCAAAAUCCUGAGCACCUAUUAAACAAGUUCUGGUAGGACUUAACAGAAGCAGAGGAUGUCCCUGUUUGGGGUGGGGGGUUCCAUCAAAGGUACAUCUGUAAAGUUUCUGAAGACUUUAAAAUAUUCUCAUCAUAGAGGGAUACCUGUUUAGUUUUGUGUAUCUGUACUCUGUGCAGAUGAUUCAAAAUUGUAUAGGAGUCUAUUAUGGAAGGGUAAAAUCAGGCUGAACUGCAUGCAGAAAUGGCUCCGUUGUGGCUUGUGACACUGUCUCUUAUCAGUAUGUCAUAGUGAAUCUGGAUAUAUCUAAGGGGGUGAAGGGUCUCGGAGUGAAACGAGGACAAUGGGAAGAGGUGAUCGAAAAUGCUAUAACUUCAACUUUUUCAGUGCAUUAUGCAGUAUUGUAUGUCAAUAGAGGAAAAAUACUGUUUCCAUUAUCAAAUGUAGCCUUCUGUUAAAGGCUUGUAAAAGGACAUUUGACCUUAAGUAUCUUCAGUGACUCUGGCAAGGCUACUUCUCUAGCAGCACCUUUGCAGAACCAUUCCCUUCUUGCUUCAGGGCUGGAUUAGACCGUAAGGACUGUUUUGAGGGAAAAGACUGCAUCUUUUCUACUUAUUUUUUAUCCACACCAAUCUUUUUCUCAUCCAUUGUAAAUCUAUAGAAAGAAUUUAGUUGAAAGAAUAAAGGAGCAAGGAAAAAAGAAACCUCCUUACAUUACAGUCUAUAGUUGUGGUUCAUGCUACCCAAUUCCAAUUUCUGCCCAGUAGGGUUUAUUGUCAUAUUUUAAAAUUGAGCACUGAAGGAUGGAAGAGGACUCUGUAAGCCAGAAUGUUACUAAAUUCACUUCAGAAUCCCAAGUAAAAUCACAUCUUGUUUUGAACAAGAAUGAAUCCAUACUAUAUAUGUUAGGGUGUUAUAACUGCCUUGUACAGUGAAAAUCGUUCAACACUUUUAACAGUGGUGUUUACUCUUAAUUUAAGCUUCAUAUAUUUUCUUCCAUUCUUAUUGUCAUUGGUCAUCAGGGGAGGGGUAGAUUAGCUGCUCUAAGGUUCAAUAAAGUGUGAUAUUUCUAAUACUGACUUUGAUUGGUCUUU
Messenger RNA from Nycticebus coucang (slow loris), 3949 nucleotides. It is a transcript of the gene NT5C2, whose product is annotated as 5'-nucleotidase, cytosolic II. NCBI's taxonomy places the organism in Eukaryota, Metazoa, Chordata, Mammalia, Primates, Lorisidae. Gene Ontology annotation, biological process: adenosine metabolic process; IMP metabolic process. The record is from RefSeq and is a predicted model, not a curated record. Bases 1148 to 2848 code for a protein of 566 amino acids. The transcript has 19 exons. Gene Ontology annotation, molecular function: 5'-nucleotidase activity.